Messenger RNA from Pipistrellus kuhlii (Kuhl's pipistrelle), 616 nucleotides. RefSeq names its product small integral membrane protein 11 (gene SMIM11). The record is from RefSeq and is a predicted model, not a curated record. The transcript is spliced from 5 exons. Bases 186 to 353 code for a protein of 55 amino acids. Lineage: Eukaryota; Metazoa; Chordata; Mammalia; Chiroptera; Vespertilionidae.
CCGAGGCCCCAGGAGGGAAGUCGCCCAAGUGUGUAGUGUCUACAUCCCGAGCGCAAGUCUUCUGGCUCUUUGCCCAGCAGCCUGAGCGCCCGCUCCUCCUCGCGUGCCGGCCGGGCCUGCGCCAGCCAGAAGUGACGGUCGCCCGGCUCUGUGCUGCCCAGGAGUGCCGCCACAGCUGGGCCAGCAUGAACUGGCAGGUUCUCGACCACGUGCCACUGCUGCUGUACAUCCUGGCAGCGAAGACGCUGAUUCUCUGCCUGGCUUUUGCCGGAGCCAAGAUUUACCAAAGGAAGAGGCUGGAGGCCCGGGAGCGGCAGCUGGAGGCGGAGAAGUCGGGGAAGAAGGAGCGCUAGCGGGAGCGCCGCUCGGACCCGGUCCUCGGAGCCGCCGGCCCGGCCACAGCAGCUCCUGUGCGGCAGCUGAGAGAUGCUCCGUCGCUGGACUCCAGAGCCGGCCGGUGCGGGAAGAGGGAGCGCGGCCAACCGACAGGCCCCGCCCGCACGGCGCCCACCACCCGCCACGUGGAGAGUGGACUCCCCGAGGAGAAGCCGGGGGAAUGCGGAGGGUGAUCCCAGCCCGGCUGAGCUUCCGGUGAUGGCUGCGGGCAGCGGCUCUG